AUGGAUUCAAAAUCACCAAUCAACGUAUCCAUCUCACAAACAACAAUAGAUCGUGUGCAAACUUCAAUUUAUCGGACAACGAUUAUUGAACAACAAAACUUAGAAAACUUUCAAAUCUUUUGGCUUAAUGAUAAUAUCAAUAAAACGGAUGAUAAUUUACAAACCAUAGCUCUACUACGUGCUACUAUUAAUUAUCUAAAUAUAUUUGAUGAUGUUUGUGACUGUUAUGACUACAUAGCCAAUGUUCAAAAUGAAAAAGUAUUUUUAAUUGUAUCAGGUUCAAUUAGUAAAGAUAUAAUACCACAUGCUCAUCGAAUGCCACAAAUUCAAUUUAUUUAUGUAUACUGUUUUGACAUCGAAAAACAUAAACAAUGGGCAAUGAGUUAUGAAAUAGUGCGUGGUACAUAUACUAAUAUGAAUGAUAUUUGUGAGCAAUUAAGUAAAGAUAUUGUUACAAGCUCACAUCAGUUAUUAUCCAUGGAUAUUAUUUCUACAAACAUAAAAGAAAAAGAAAUAAAUAAACAAGAAGCUUCAUUUAUGUACUUUCAAUUGUUAACUGAAAUCUUAACUGAAAUGGGACAUACAGAUGAUGCAAAAACAGAUAUGCUUAAACAAUGCCGAUUACAAUAUAUUGGUAAUGACAUAGCUUUAAAUCAUACAGACGAGUUUGAUAAGACUUAUAGUCCAAAUAAAGCAAUAUGGUGGUACACACAACAUUGCUUUUUAUAUGAAAUAUUGAAUAAAGCACUUCGACUUGAUGACAUUGAUAUUCUAUUUAAAUAUCGUUUCUUCUUAAGUGAUCUCCAUAAUCAAAUAAAACAGUUACACUCAGAGUUUGUUCAAUCCUUACCAACAAAAAAUAACUACAGUAAACAAAAAAAACUGACUGUGUUUCGCGGUCAGGGCAUACAUAUACAUGAGCUCGGGAAAAAAAUCCAGAAUAAUCUUGGGGGGCUUUUAUCAUUCAAUAGCUUUCUGUCAACUAGUAUCAAUCCAAAAGUAGCACUAAUGUUUGUCACAAAUCGAUCGGAUAUUCAAUCUGUUCUUUUUGAAAUAAAUGCUGACUAUAGCUCAGACACAAAACCAUUUCGUAACAUUAAAAAACUAAGCAUGUAUAAUGAAGAAGAUGAAGUCCUUUUCUCUAUAGCAACUAUCUUUCGAAUUGAAUCAAUUACUAAGUUACGUAACCCAGAUUGGAAGGUAACAUUAACAUUGACUACAGCAGAAGAUGAACAGCUGACACAUUUAAAAGACCACUUUCGACUAGAACUCGGCGAAAUGCUAAACCUACACGCCCUGGGUGCACUCACGAGACUGAUGGGCAAGUAUCAACACGCUCAACAAUAUUUCACAAGCCUAAUUCAACACAAUCAGCCGACACACCCCGAUCUUCCACGAAACUAUCAUAACAUCGGACUAGUCUUCCAAGCCAAAGACGAAUACGACAAGGCCUUAGCAUAUCAUGAAAAAGCGUUACAAAUUGAAUCCAAUUCAUUGCCAUCAAAUCAUUCAUCGUUGGCCACUACAUAUAUUAAUAUCAGAUUAGUUUGUGAUCAGAAAGGUGAAUACGAUAAGGCCUUACACUACCAUGAAAAGGCAUUAGAAAUUCAAUCGAAUUCAUUACCAUCAAACCACCCGUCACUAGCCAUUACAUAUAAUAAUGUUGGAUUAGUUUGUGAUGGGAAAGGUGAAUACGGUAAAGCCUUAGAAUAUUAUGAAAAGGCACUACAAAUUCAAUCGAACUCAUUACCAUCAAACCAUUCAUCAGUAGCCAACACAUAUAAUAAUGUUGGAUUAGUUUAUUAUGGGAAAAGUGGAUACGAUAAAGCAUUAGACUAUUAUGAAAAAGCACUACAAAUUCAAUCGAAUUCAUUACCAUCAAACCACUCGCCACUAGCCAUUACAUAUAACAAUGUUGGAUUAGUUUGUGAUGAGAAAGGUGAAUACGGUAAAGCCUUAGAAUAUUAUGAAAAGGCACUAGAAAUUCAAUCGAACUCAUUACCAUUAAAUCAUCCAUCAUUAGCCGCUACAUACAAUAAUAUUGGAUUAGUUUAA
Messenger RNA from Didymodactylos carnosus, 2055 nucleotides. NCBI's taxonomy places the organism in Eukaryota, Metazoa, Rotifera, Eurotatoria, Philodinida, Philodinidae. The record is from the annotation of a GenBank genome assembly.